Messenger RNA from Anthonomus grandis grandis, 636 nucleotides. RefSeq lists its product as uncharacterized. The transcript has 2 exons. The record is from RefSeq and is a predicted model, not a curated record. Bases 172 to 552 code for a protein of 126 amino acids. NCBI's taxonomy places the organism in Eukaryota, Metazoa, Arthropoda, Insecta, Coleoptera, Curculionidae. Gene Ontology annotation, molecular function: odorant binding.
AAUUUAUAUUUCUAAGAAGACUGACCUGAUUAGAAGCUGCAAGUAAAAUAUUUUUCAAAACUAAAUGUUAAUAAUUGUGCAACAUUUAUUUUAACAUAAUAUAUAUUAAGGAGUAUACAGACUCUUGAAGUAUUAGUGGUAGAGUCAAAAGUGUGAAAAAAAACACCAAAAAUGAAAGUUACUUUAGUCGUUUGUAUGGUGCUUAUUUCUGCUGUUCUGGCCGCAAUUGAUAAAACCCAAAUAGAAGAAAAAGUAAAAGCCGCCCUCAAAAAAUGCCUUGAUGAUAUGGCCGCUGGUGGAAACAAAGAUGAAUUUAUUGCCUCAAUCAGAAGUAACCCAGAGAUUGCUGGUAAAAUGUCUGUAUGUUUUCUUAAAAAAAUUGGCUGGAUGAACUCUGAUAACAGCUUGAAUACCACGGAAAUGAAGCAAAUCGUCCAAGGAGGCUUGAAUGCUACAGAGACUGAAAAAUUUUUGGACAGAUGUACUGCGGAUAAGGGUAGUCCUGAAGCGACUGCUACUAAUGUAAUGGGAUGUUUUGGAGUAGCAGUAUGAAAAACUGCUUAAAUAUAUAUUUGUUUAAAAUUUUAUAUAAAUUAAAAAUACUUAUAUUAUAUAUGGUAUUUAGGUGAUAAAGAA